This is a messenger RNA of Dichotomopilus funicola, 741 nucleotides long. Its product is annotated as MED7 protein-domain-containing protein. The record is from RefSeq and is a predicted model, not a curated record. Gene Ontology annotation, biological process: regulation of transcription by RNA polymerase II. The transcript is spliced from 3 exons. Gene Ontology annotation, molecular function: transcription coregulator activity. Gene Ontology annotation, cellular component: core mediator complex; mediator complex. Bases 1 to 741 code for a protein of 246 amino acids. NCBI's taxonomy places the organism in Eukaryota, Fungi, Ascomycota, Sordariomycetes, Sordariales, Chaetomiaceae.
AUGGAGCAAGAAGAAGACCCUAACAGAGCAACGGCCCUGUGGCCCGACCCGCCGGCAUUUUGGAAGGAUUUCACACCGGCAAACCUUGAACGAUAUGGAACUCUCAAGCAAGACUAUGUGCAACGACAGGGUCCCAAUGCAGAGGAAGCGGUCCGAAUCCCCGACCUUCCAGAGGAACUCAUAACUCUCCAACCACCACCAGAACCGGUAGAGGGGAAAUGGAAGAUCUUCAACACGGAAGAGACUCUUGCCGAGCACCUCACCAGCCUCGAGGACCUCAACAUCCAGCGGCUAGUCCCAGUCUCCGAAAUCGACAGCGACAGCAAACAUCUCGAUCGCGGUUUCGAACUCAAAAAGAUCGUCAAGUCGCUCCUCCUCAACUACCUCGAGAUGAUCGGCCUGAUGGGCCACAACCCCAACCAAGUCUCCGAAAAACUAGCAGACAUCAAAACCCUCCUCCUCAACUACCACCACACCCUCAACGAAUACCGCCCGCACCACGCCCGCGAGCAGCUCAUGCAAAUCAUGCACGCCCAAGGCGACCAGGUCCGCGCCGAGACGGCUGGCACCCGCAGCGUGGUCGACAAGGCGAAGCGCAUGAUCGAAGGGCUGGCCAGUAUCCAGACGCCGCAGUUGGACGCGACUAGGGCGGAGGUGGAUGCUGGUGGGACUGAUAGAGAGGGGAGGGGGGAGGGGAGGUGGGAUGUGGCUGCGUGGAUGGCGGCGGAGGAGUUUGCGUGA